AUGAUGUCAGAACAGGACCUGGCGGACGUGGUUCAGAUUGCUGUCGAAGACCUGAGUCCUGAUCACCCGGUUGUCUUGGAGAAUCAUGUAGUGACAGAUGAAGACGAACCUGCUUUGAAGCGCCAGCGUCUAGACAUCAAUUGCCAGGACCCCUCCAUAAAGUCCUUCCUGUACUCCAUCAACCAGACCAUCUGCCUGCGCUUGGACAGCAUUGAAGCCAAGCUGCAGGCCCUCGAGGCCACGUGCAAGUCGCUGGAGGAGAAGCUGGACCUGGUCACCAACAAGCAGCACAGUCCCAUCCAGGUGCCUAUGGUGGCCGGCUCCCCACUCGGGGCCACCCAGACCUGCAACAAAGUGCGAUGCGUCGUCCCCCAGACCACAGUCAUACUCAACAGUGACCGGCAGAGCGCCGUUGUAGCCAAGAUGGACGACCCCCCGAGCGACAGGGCACCGACUUCCCUGGAAAAUGUCAUUAGCAAUGCAGUGCCCGGGCGGCGGCAGAAUACCAUUGUGGUGAAGGUGCCUGGCCAAGAGGACAGCCACAACGAAGAUGGGGAGAGUGGGUCCGAGGCCAGCGACUCUGUGUCCAACUGCGGGCAGUCAGGCAGUCAGAGCAUCGGCCACAACGUCACUCUGAUCACCUUGAACUCCGAAGAGGACUACCCCAAUGGAACCUGGCUGGGCGACGAGAACAACCCCGAGAUGCGGGUGCGCUGCGCCAUCAUCCCGUCGGACAUGCUGCACAUCAGCACCAACUGCCGCACUGCCGAGAAGAUGGCGCUCACGCUGCUGGACUACCUCUUCCACCGCGAGGUGCAGGCUGUCUCCAACCUCUCGGGCCAGGGCAAGCAUGGCAAGAAGCAGCUUGACCCCCUCACCAUCUACGGCAUCCGGUGUCACCUGUUCUAUAAAUUUGGAAUCACGGAAUCGGACUGGUAUCGAAUCAAACAGAGCAUCGACUCCAAGUGCCGGACAGCCUGGCGGCGGAAGCAGCGAGGCCAGAGCCUGGCUGUCAAGAGCUUUUCCCGGAGAACCCCGUCCUCAUCGUCCUACAGCACUUCAGAGACGAUUCUGAGCACCCCACCGCCCACCACCGAGAUCCCGCAGCCCCAGCCGCAGGCCCUGCAUUACACCCUGGCCAACGCCCAGCAGGUCCAGAUCCACCAAAUUGGAGAAGAUGGACAAGUCCAAGUGAUCCCACAGGGCCACCUCCACAUCGCCCAGGUGCCUCAGGGGGAGCAGGUCCAGAUCACACAGGACAGCGAGGGCAACCUACAGAUACACCAUGUUGGACAGGACGGGCAGGUGCUGCAGGGUGCCCAGCUAAUUGCUGUGGCCUCGUCAGACCCCACAGCAGCAGGCGUUGACGGGUCACCUCUCCAGGGCAGUGACAUCCAGGUCCAGUAUGUCCAGCUGGCACCAGUGACUGACCACACCACCGCUGCACAGACGGCUGAGAGCCUGCAGCCCUCCAUGCAGCCUGAGAUGCAGCUGGAACACGGGGCCAUCCAGAUUCAGUGA
Messenger RNA from Orycteropus afer afer, 1521 nucleotides. The record is from RefSeq and is a predicted model, not a curated record. NCBI's taxonomy places the organism in Eukaryota, Metazoa, Chordata, Mammalia, Tubulidentata, Orycteropodidae.